AUGGUGGCUAUAUCGCAUGUCACUGUGUUCUGUGCUUCAGCUCUUUCGCUUGCGACUAUAUGGGGGAUGUGCCUGAACCCUGCAGCCGUGCAGAGCAGGUUGAAGCAGCUUUGGACGCCUCCUUCAAAUGAUGCCGCUGCGUCGUCCGCCGUCGCGCUGAAGCCAAGGAGCAUGACUCAGGCCUUCCAGCUCGGAAUGCUGAGGGCCCAGUGCCGGAAGAGCGGAUGGUGUCCACACCAUGUACUCGUGAGAGCAGGAGAAGUCCUUCAGUCCGCAGGCCCCGUGAUGGCAGACCAGCUGUUGAGGGUAGAGAGCGUCCUGAAGGAGGAGGAUGAGAGAGAGAGUACGAUGAAAAGGAUGAGAGGCAUGAUGAACUUGGUCAAUAUCGCAUGGUUCGUCUCCAUCGUUGGCAUCAUCUGCACCAUCAUCCCCUUUGUCAUCAAGCUCCUCCUGCCUCUAAAGGACAUCUUUGCGGGAGCUGUCAUCUCCGCGUUCCUCGCCAUGCAUAGGAACGGAGUCUUCUCAGUGGUUGGCUUCUACCUCUGCCUCUGCCUGGUCGUCCAGGGGUCGAGAUACCCCCCGGGUUAUGCUUACUCCGCCGUCAUGGUCUCCCUCUCGGGAGCCAUGGGGUUCGCCCCGUGCAUCGUCUACAGCCUCUCCUUGCUCAGCAGGCAGGAGGCGGCAGGCAUGCGACAGAUAAUCAGGAUCGCCAUGCUCUACUGCCUUCUUGUCCUGGCCCCGCUCGCCGUCUUCUUUCAGAGCUCCCUGAUGGGAUUCUUGUCUUGCGCCGCCUUGUUCGACUUGUGCGGGUUCGGCAUCCGCUACAUGGGCAUCGGAUACGAGAUCGGCUUCGAGAACCGCCAGGACUUGUUCCGAUGCCUCCUAGUCAGCUUCUGUUUCUUGUCUGCCUACCUUUUGCUGGCAAUGAGCAGCCCCUCGGAAAGCAUCCAGCAUUACACACGCCCAUUCAGCAAGGGGAUGACGGUGGUUGGGUCCAUGGUCUACUUCAUCAGCCUCCUUAUCCUCUCGCACCCGUGGAUCAGCAAGGGCAGAGACUACAUGCUCGCAAACAGUGUGAUGCUAGCCAGCCUUGUCGUGUGCGCUGGAAUCGGAAGCAUCUGGGGUAUUGACGCUGUUACCAACAUUUCCUGCACGUAUGCUGUGUUGUGGGCGAUGGAGAAACAAUUCGAGAUUGUUCCCGGAAACGUCGCUCCCGCCUUCGUCUUCUUCUGCUCCCUCUACUACAUCGCUCACUUCAUACAGACGCGACCUCACUUCCUGCUCUGCUUGGUUGAUCCCGACUGCAUGGGGAGGUGA
This is a messenger RNA of Guillardia theta CCMP2712, 1317 nucleotides long. RefSeq lists its product as hypothetical. The record is from RefSeq and is a predicted model, not a curated record. The transcript is spliced from 8 exons. The coding region runs from base 1 to 1317 and encodes 438 amino acids. NCBI's taxonomy places the organism in Eukaryota, Cryptophyceae, Pyrenomonadales, Geminigeraceae.